Nicotiana attenuata is the source of this 1027-nucleotide messenger RNA. RefSeq names its product LOB domain-containing protein 11-like. Bases 135 to 923 code for a protein of 262 amino acids. The transcript has 2 exons. The record is from RefSeq and is a predicted model, not a curated record. Lineage: Eukaryota; Viridiplantae; Streptophyta; Magnoliopsida; Solanales; Solanaceae.
CACUAGAAGCAACUCUUUUACUAUAGCAACUUAAGAAGUAGAAAUCAAAAAGAUUUUGAAUCAACAAAUAUUAGUACUAUCAUUUUUUGAGUAUUAAUUAUAAGUAAAAAUAUAUGACUUGGAAAAGUUGAAAAAUGACAGUCAAAGGUGGGACAAGUCCUGCUUGUGCUGCAUGCAAAUACCAAAGAAGAAAGUGUUCUUCUGAGUGUGUGUUAGCUCCUUAUUUCCCAGCAAAUCAGCCUAAAAUGUUCCAAAACGCGCAUAGGCUCUUCGGUGUAUGCAACAUUAUGAAAAUCCUCAGGCAAUUGGAUGACGAUGAUCAGAAGGCGGACGCCAUGAAAUCCAUCAUCUUUGAGUCAGACAUGUGGGAGAGAUUCCCCGUCUAUGGUUGCGUGGAGUACAUUUGUCACCUUCGUCAACAGUUACAACUCGCCCUCGAAGAACUUCAUUAUGUCUAUGCUCAACUCGCCCUCUACAGAGAACAACAACAACAACAACAACAAUUAACCUUACAGUGCGGCGUUACUUCUGAAAUACCUUUUGUUAAUGGGAUAUCAAUGGGUCCAUUUUUCACUAGUGAAGGAGAAUCUAGUGAAGGUGGGCCAAAAACUAAGUUGUUGGGUUCUGAUUCUUUAUUUGACCAUAAUAAUAAUUCAAUAGCAUUUCCAGCUUCAGAUCAUGCAAUAUUUGGAUUUGGAGUUCGAGAUGAUCAACGAGACAUUUCACAUGAACAUGAGUGUUUAAUUAACCCCUUCAACAAUAUUAUGGCUGAUGAUAGGCAAUCUUAUGUUGAAACCAAGGAAGCAUGUGACUCAAGCUCCGAAUCAUCUUGGAAGGAUACACAAUAUCUCGAGAAUUUGUCUCAGAAUGAGCUGAGGAAUGCAGCUGCUUGCCUCAGCCUAACCAGCAGAGUUACCUUGUGACAAGAAUUGGCUAUUGUUGCAAUUUUUUCUUCUUUGAACUUUGCUUUUACCAUUUCCAUUAAUGUUCAUAUAUGUGCGAGAUUCCGUUUUACAUGCAUGAAUAA